CCUGUCCAAACAUCUGGAAGAGUUUACUUCUGCUGUUGAGUCCCUCAAAAACUCAGUCAGGUUGAGUAGAGAACCACUGCCAAAGAGAAGAUGUCUUUUAUAAAAGUUGAUGCAGCUUCUGAUUUCUCCUUCCACAACUUGCCUUAUGGUAUAUUCUCAGAACCAGACAAGCUCAAACAUCGUAUUGGUGUUGCCAUUGGAGACCAGAUUCUGGACCUCAGUGUAAUAAAGUCCUUGUUUCAAGGACCUGUGCUUUCCAAACAUCAGGAUGUCUUUGACCAGCCCACACUGAAUGCAUUCAUGGCUCUUGGUUACGAGGCCUGGAGAGAGGCCAGGAGGACGUUGCAGGUGUUGCUGUCAGCCAAUGAUAGCACACUGAGAGAUGACAUCAGCCUUCGGAGCAGAGCAUUUGUACAUCAGAGCACUGCCACCAUGCACCUUCCUGCAGACAUCGGCGAUUACACUGACUUCUACUCCUCCAGAGAUCACGCCACCAACGUCGGCAUUAUGUUCCGGGGAAAGGAGAACGCUCUGAUGCCAAACUGGCUGAGGCUUCCAGUGGGGUACCAUGGCAGAGCGUCAUCCGUGGUUGUUUCUGGGACCCCAAUUCGCCGCCCCUCAGGCCAGAUGAGACCUGACCAGACGAAACCUCCAGUGUUUGGGCCGUCUAAGCAGUUGGACAUUGAGCUGGAGAUGGCCUUCUUUGUUGGAGGAGGGAAUCAGCUUGGGGAGCCCAUUCCCAUCCAGAAAGCCCAUGAACACAUCUUUGGCAUGGUACUGAUGAAUGACUGGAGUGCCAGAGACAUUCAGGCAUGGGAGUAUGUUCCUCUGGGUCCAUUCUUGGGCAAGAGCUUUGGGACAACAAUCUCACCUUGGGUCGUCCCCAUGGAGGCACUGUUACCUUUCGCAGAGCACAACCCUAUCCAGGAUCCAGAGCCCCUCCCCUAUCUUCAACACCACGAUCCUUACAUUUUCAACAUUAACCUGUUUGUGUCCCUCAAAGGACAGGGCAUGGCAGAAUCAGCAGCCAUCUGCAAUUCAAACUUUAAGUACAUGUACUGGACCAUGAAACAGCAGCUCACUCAUCACACAGUCAAUGGCUGCAAUGUCAGAGCAGGAGACCUGAUGGCUUCUGGAACUAUCAGUGGACCUGACGCAGAGAAUUUUGGCUCCAUGCUGGAGCUUUCAUGGAGGGGAUCUAAGAGUAUCAAUCUGGGAGGAGGAGAGAGUCGAACCUUCCUGAAGGAUGGAGAUGAAGUCACCAUCACAGGUCACUGUCAAGGAGAUGGAUACAGGGUGGGCUUUGGACCCUGUGUGGGAACCAUCGUGCAAGCCCUGCAACAGUGAAACACUCAUAUUGUUACUCAUGUGUUUUCACAUCCUUUUAUAGAGCAUAAAUACUGGAAGACCCAAACUAACACAACUACAGCAUCUCUCUGAGCUUUGAUCCUCGUGACUUGGGCUGGGAGACUUUCCAUUUGAUUGGGAUUUUUUUUAUAUGAAUGAUCCAACUUAAAUUCCUACCGUGACUGAUCUUUGCAUUUGCGCCUUAUCUCAGUAAAUACAUACAUCUAGGCUAAAUGUAAGGUGUCGAAUUUGUGGAACAUGAAUCACUCUCAGUCACAACAGAACAGGAUGUAACAGACCUAGAGGUUUUAAAAGGACUGAAAAAUAAACACCCUGAACUGAGCUUUUGGUUUGUUUGUUGAAGAAAUGUUGUCUGUGUGGACUUAGACCAUGCCUGCCGUAUUUAACCCUGGCCUGCAGCUACCUGCAGAUAUCAGGCUGAUGGCUUGUCAACACAAAAUAGAAUUAGUGAGCAGACCUCACAGAAUACAUUCAAGUCCACGUGCAGUCCACUAGUAGCUGUAUAAGACAGUAUUUCUUUUUAAGAAUAUGCUGAUGAUGACACCUUUUGUAAUACCUAACCUUUUUUUUAUUAUGAUUCUACUCAAAAUUGUUGCGCCUGUAGACCUAAAAUAAAAAAAAUAUUGAAUAACAUGUUUUAGUUAUUUUGUAUUUGCCAACAAAUUAUUCCCUUGAUGGAUGUAAAAUAGGUUUUGUUAGGGCAAAUUCUGAGAAGCCCAACAUUGGCAUUGACAUAUGAUUGCAUCAUUAAGGAUAAAAUUGAAACCUGUGCUGAUAUCUAGCCCUAUAGACAUCAACCAAUUCAUCAUACACACAUGCUGAGCUAUCAGUUCAUUGUAUGCUCUGUAGAGUUGUAUUGCCGUUAAGUGAUUCUCCCACAUCAGUGUUACUGCUGUAACAGGAUCAGCAUUAUUGAUGUUUUGUGUUGGCUCUUGAUUUAUAAUGAAAUAAUAAACAUCUGUGUCUUUUG
Molecule: messenger RNA, 2338 nt
Organism: Hippoglossus stenolepis (Pacific halibut)
Lineage: Eukaryota; Metazoa; Chordata; Actinopteri; Pleuronectiformes; Pleuronectidae
Gene: fah
Product: fumarylacetoacetate hydrolase (fumarylacetoacetase)
Exons: 14
Coding region: 91-1347 (418 amino acids)
Biological process (GO): L-phenylalanine catabolic process; L-tyrosine catabolic process; homogentisate catabolic process
Molecular function (GO): fumarylacetoacetase activity
Source: RefSeq, a predicted model, not a curated record